Messenger RNA from Ochotona princeps (American pika), 6066 nucleotides. It is a transcript of the gene ERBB4, whose product is annotated as erb-b2 receptor tyrosine kinase 4. Gene Ontology annotation, biological process: positive regulation of cell population proliferation; cell surface receptor protein tyrosine kinase signaling pathway; multicellular organism development. The transcript is spliced from 28 exons. Gene Ontology annotation, cellular component: basal plasma membrane; signaling receptor complex. The coding region runs from base 638 to 4564 and encodes 1308 amino acids. Gene Ontology annotation, molecular function: ATP binding; epidermal growth factor receptor binding; transmembrane receptor protein tyrosine kinase activity. NCBI's taxonomy places the organism in Eukaryota, Metazoa, Chordata, Mammalia, Lagomorpha, Ochotonidae. The record is from RefSeq and is a predicted model, not a curated record.
UUAAUUUCUCCGUGGUGCUGCAGCUGGAGACCGCGGAGCGUUGAAAAUGACGCUCGGAGCUUUAAUUACCGCAGCCGCUGGACAAGUGUGAGGAAAGCUGACAGGAAAAAGGACGGGAUCGGGGGAGAAGCCAGAAGCUCCCCCCGCCCCCCUCUUGCCUCCCGAUUUGGACUGGAGGUGCAAGGAAACUGAAAAAGGGAGCCGAACAUAGCCCGGCUGGUGGGGGAGAGGCCGGAAACCUACCGCCUCUUUGCAAUCAACUUUUUUUGGAAACCUUUUUCCCCCCCUCUUCCUUUUUAUUGUUGACCAACCAGGGAAAGAGAGAGAAAGUGAAGAGGGAGCGAGAGCGCGAAGCUCCCACAGGGAAAUAGCUGCACAGUCCGCCCGGAGCAGCCCGCACAAUUCCUGAGCGCUCCCCCGGGUGCCCCGCGGCGCCCACUCCUCUCCGGUGAGCCCAGCCCUGGGCCUGCGGGCGCGGACUCUGUCGCAAGCGCUGGGAGCCAGUGGACUGCGCGCGCCGCGCCCGCCCCUUCGCGCCCCCAUUCGCUCCGGACUGGGGGAUAGCCUCCGCUUGCCCGAAAGGGGCUAUGCCAUUUGGACAUGUAAUUGUCAGCACGGGACCUGAGACUUGCAAAAAAUGAAGCUGGCGACAGGACUGUGGGUCUGGGUGAGCCUUCUCCUGGCGGCGGGGACCGUCCAGCACGGCGCUUCUCAGUCAGUGUGUGCAGGAACGGAAAAUAAACUGAGCUCUCUCUCAGACUUGGAACAGCAGUACCGAGCCUUACGCAAAUACUAUGAAAACUGUGAGGUGGUGAUGGGCAACCUGGAGAUUACCAGCAUCGAGCAUAACCGGGACCUGACCUUCCUGAGGUCUAUUCGAGAAGUCACCGGCUAUGUCUUAGUAGCUCUUAACCAGUUCCGUUACCUGCCUCUGGAAAAUCUACGCAUUAUUCGUGGGACAAAGCUCUAUGAGGAUCGAUAUGCGCUGGCAGUAUUUCUAAACUACAGGAAAGAUGGAAACUUUGGACUUCAGCAACUUGGAUUAAAGAACUUGACAGAAAUCUUAAAUGGUGGAGUCUACGUGGACCAGAACAAGUUCCUCUGCUAUGCAGACACAAUUCAUUGGCAAGAUAUUGUUCGGAAUCCAUGGCCUUCCAACUUGACUUUGGUGUCAACAAAUGGUAGCUCAGGAUGUGGGCGUUGCCAUAAAUCCUGUACUGGCCGAUGCUGGGGACCCACAGAACAUCACUGCCAGACUUUGACAAGGACAGUGUGUGCAGAACAAUGUGACGGCAGGUGCUACGGACCCUAUGUCAGUGACUGCUGCCAUCGGGAAUGUGCCGGAGGCUGUUCAGGACCUAAGGACACGGAUUGCUUCGCCUGCAUGAAUUUCAAUGACAGUGGAGCCUGUGUUACUCAGUGUCCCCAAACCUUUGUCUACAAUCCAACCACUUUUCAGUUGGAACAUAAUUUCAAUGCAAAGUAUACCUACGGAGCGUUCUGUGUCAAGAAAUGCCCACAUAAUUUUGUGGUAGAUUCCAGUUCUUGUGUACGUGCCUGUCCCAGUUCCAAGAUGGAAGUAGAAGAAAAUGGUAUUAAAAUGUGCAAACCUUGUACUGACAUUUGCCCAAAAGCUUGUGAUGGUAUUGGCACAGGAUCACUGAUGUCAGCCCAGACGGUGGAUGCCAGCAACAUCGACAAAUUCAUAAACUGCACCAAGAUCAAUGGGAAUUUGAUCUUCCUUGUCACUGGUAUUCAUGGGGAUCCUUACAAUGCAAUUGAAGCUAUAGAUCCAGAGAAACUGAAUGUCUUCCGGACUGUCAGAGAAAUAACAGGCUUCUUGAACAUACAGUCAUGGCCACCAAACAUGACUGACUUCAGUGUUUUCUCCAACUUGGUCACCAUUGGUGGAAGAGUGCUCUAUAGCGGCCUCUCCCUGCUUAUCCUCAAGCAACAGGGCAUCACCUCUCUACAGUUUCAGUCUCUGAAGGAAAUCAGUGCUGGAAACAUCUAUAUCACUGACAACAGCAACCUGUGUUACUAUCAUACCAUUAAUUGGACAACCCUGUUCAGCACAAUCAACCAACGCAUAGUGAUCCGCGACAACAGGAAAGCUGAAAAUUGUACUGCUGAGGGGAUGGUGUGCAACCAUCUGUGUUCAAAUGAUGGCUGCUGGGGACCUGGACCGGACCAGUGCUUGUCAUGCCGCCGCUUCAGCCGGGGAAAGGUCUGCAUUGAGUCCUGUAACCUCUAUGAUGGUGAAUUUCGGGAGUUUGAGAAUGGCUCCAUCUGCGUGGAGUGUGACCCCCAAUGUGAGAAGAUGGAAGAUGGCCUCCUUACAUGCCAUGGACCGGGACCCGAUAACUGUACAAAGUGCUCUCAUUUUAAGGAUGGCCCAAACUGUGUGGAAAAAUGUCCAGAUGGCUUACAAGGGACAAACAGUUUCAUUUUCAAGUAUGCUGAUCAGGAUCGGGAGUGCCACCCCUGCCACCCCAACUGCACCCAAGGGUGUAACGGUCCCACUAGUCAUGACUGCAUUUACUACCCAUGGACGGGCCAUUCCACUUUACCACAACAUGCUAGAACUCCCCUGAUUGCAGCCGGAGUCAUUGGUGGACUUUUUAUCCUGGUCAUCCUGGCUCUGACGUUUGCAGUUUACGUUAGACGGAAAAGCAUAAAAAAGAAAAGAGCCCUGAGAAGAUUCCUGGAAACAGAGCUGGUGGAGCCCUUGACGCCCAGCGGCACGGCACCUAAUCAAGCUCAACUUCGCAUUUUGAAAGAAACUGAGCUCAAGAGGGUCAAAGUCCUUGGCUCUGGAGCUUUUGGAACAGUUUAUAAAGGCAUUUGGGUACCUGAAGGAGAAACAGUGAAGAUUCCUGUGGCUAUUAAGAUUCUUAACGAGACAACUGGUCCCAAGGCCAAUGUGGAGUUCAUGGAUGAAGCUCUGAUAAUGGCGAGCAUGGAUCAUCCACACCUAGUCCGUUUAUUAGGUGUGUGUCUGAGCCCAACGAUCCAGUUGGUUACCCAGCUUAUGCCCCAUGGCUGCCUUUUGGAUUAUGUUCAUGAACACAAGGAUAACAUUGGCUCACAACUGCUGCUUAACUGGUGUGUCCAGAUAGCUAAGGGAAUGAUGUACCUGGAAGAACGACGACUUGUUCAUCGAGAUUUGGCAGCCCGAAAUGUCUUAGUGAAAUCUCCAAACCAUGUGAAAAUCACAGAUUUUGGACUGGCCAGACUCCUGGAAGGAGAUGAAAAAGAGUAUAACGCUGAUGGAGGAAAGAUGCCAAUCAAAUGGAUGGCUUUGGAGUGUAUACAUUAUAGGAAAUUCACACACCAGAGUGAUGUUUGGAGCUAUGGAGUAACUAUAUGGGAACUGAUGACCUUUGGAGGAAAACCUUAUGAUGGAAUCCCAACCCGCGAAAUUCCUGACUUGUUAGAGAAGGGGGAACGUUUGCCGCAGCCCCCCAUCUGCACUAUUGACGUUUACAUGGUCAUGGUCAAAUGUUGGAUGAUUGAUGCUGACAGCAGACCUAAGUUCAAGGAACUGGCUGCUGAAUUUUCAAGGAUGGCCCGAGACCCUCAGCGAUACUUAGUUAUACAGGGUGAUGAUCGCAUGAAGCUUCCUAGUCCCAAUGACAGCAAGUUCUUUCAGAACCUCCUGGAUGAAGAAGACUUAGAAGAUAUGAUGGAUGCUGAAGAAUAUCUGGUCCCUCACUCUUUUAACAUCCCACCUCCCAUCUACACUUCCAGAGCAAGAAUUGACUCAAAUAGGAGUGAAAUUGGACACAGCCCUCCUCCUGCCUACACCCCUAUGUCAGGAAACCAGUUUGUGUACCGAGAUGGGGGGUUCGCUGCGGAACCGGGUGUGUCCGUGCCCUACAGAGCCACGACUAAUACGAUCCCCGAAGCUCCCGUCGCUCAGGGUGCCACAGCUGAGAUUUUUGAUGACUCCUGUUGUAAUGGCACCCUGCGCAAGCCAGUGGCACCCCAUCUUCAAGAGGACAGCAGCACCCAGAGGUACAGCGCAGACCCCACGGUGUUUGCCCCGGAAAGGAGCCCACGAGGAGAACUGGAUGAAGAAGGUUACAUGACCCCUAUGCGAGACAAACCCAAACAAGAAUAUCUGAAUCCUGUGGAAGAGAAUCCCUUUGUUUCUCGAAGGAAAAAUGGAGAUCUUCAAGCCUUGGAUAACCCCGAGUAUCACAAGGCUUCCAGUGGUCCACCCAAGGCAGAGGAUGAGUAUGUGAAUGAGCCACUGUACCUCAACACAUUUGCCAAUGCCUUGGGGAACGCUGAGUACCUGAAGAACAAUGUGCUGUCUGUGCCCGAGAAAGCCAAGAAAGCAUUUGACAACCCUGACUACUGGAACCACAGCCUGCCACCUCGAAGCACCCUUCAGCACCCAGACUACCUGCAGGAGUACAGCACAAAAUAUUUUUAUAAACAGAAUGGACGGAUCCGGCCUAUUGUGGCAGAGAAUCCCGAAUACCUCUCUGAGUUCUCCCUGAAGCCAGGCACUGUGCUGCCUCCUCCACCCUACAGACACCGGAAUACUGUGGUAUAAGCUCAGCUGUGGUUUUAAUGCAGAAAGACAAGCCCACUCCAGUUUCCAUACUCCCCUCUCUUUCUCUGAUGGUCUUCCUUCUAUCCCUAAGGCCAGUAGUGUUGACAUUUCCCUGUGGAGGAUACAGAGAUGCAAUGAUAGUUACAUGCUUAUAUAAUACAACUUGAAUAUUAGCAGGAAAGACUGAAGAGAAAGAUAGGAGGAACAGUAUCGUUUCUUCAUUUUUCUGCUUGGGUUGGUUAGGAGAAUGGAACAGCUAGAAAAGGACCAGACCACAUGGGGCAGAACUGCCUGCAGUUAUACUUGUUCUCAAUUUCUUAAUUUCUUUUUAAUAUAGAAGGUUGAAACACCUCUACUAUCUGUUCCUAUCUGUAGGAACUGAUGCAUACGUAAUCCACACCCCUGGAAAUCCUAAUAAAGUUUCCAUUAAAACAAAAGGAAAACCUUUCCUGUAAUAUACAUCAGUACUGAGAUAGAGUAUCCAAUGUCUUUUGACAACAGUUGUUAUGUUGGUAAGUAAGAAUGACCAACCCUGCUUUGAAAACAUUUGAGUCUCUAUCAAAUUGUAAACUAGUAAUUAUAUUUUAAAGUCUUUUAUUUUCAUAUUGGUUUUGCUUUGGCUUGAUCCUUAUUUAACUUUCUUCCCUAUUUUGACUCUUAAAGUUCCAAUUGUAAAGAUAGUUACAUCAAAACUGCUUGACAGAAUUUAAAUAAGAAGUACUCAAGAUGAUGUAAUGGCCACUGUUUUAAUUAUCAAGUCUUUCACGUUAGAAGAAGCCAAGAUAUUAAUUCAAUGAAACAGGAAGUCAAGUUUUCAUGUUUGACGUUGUUGAAAAUAUCCUCUUCUCAUCCUUCAUAUUCUUCAACAUUUUCUUCUCCAUAAAGUGAUAGUACUUGGUAGGCAGUUAGUCGUCUAAAUAAAAAAGGAAAUUAGAGACAGUUCUUUGUGGUUCAAGAAAACUACUGAAACGUUUAGGGGUGGUUCAAUGAGGGAAUCCACUGAACUGGAAGAAACACUGGAUUGGGUAUGUCUACUUGGAAGAUACUCAGAAAUGUAGUUUGCACUGAAGAUACGAUUUUAUUUGUUCUUUUUCAAUUUUGGAUUUUGAAUGAAGCAAUAUGAAAGCAACCAGCAGAUUAACUAACUUCAAUACAUUUUUUUUAAAAAGAGCUAAAAUAAAGGAAGGCAAUGAUAAUGCCAAACCGUGCAAAUUAGAACUUUGGGCAGUAUCCAGGAAUGGCGGUGAGAGCGCCAGCACAUGAUCCACUGUGAUAUCACAUUUGCUACCAAGAAAAUGUGUUCAGUUUGUCUACUUCAUAUGAAGAGAACCAAGGAUUGGCUUGAAUUCUGUGGAAUUUCUAAUAUGAGACUCUAUUUAUAUUGAGUAGAAAAUAGCUCUUUGCACAGAAAUUGGUAUAAUAAAAAAUAUAAACAUCCAUGAUUUAUGGAUAGGUAUUUGGGUCAAAAGUUGUAAAUAAAGACCAAUACUCUUCUCAUGUAA